AUGGUGGCGGUGCUGAACGCGACCGGCCGGCUCGGCGUCGUAAUGCCGCACGGCGUGCUAUUCCGCGGCGGCGCCGAGGGCAAGAUCCGCCAGGGCCUGCUGCAGGAGGACCUCUUCGAGGCGGUCAUCGGCCUUGCGCCGAACCUGUUCUACGGCACCGGCAUCCCGGCGUCCAUCCUGGUGCUGAACCGGGCCAAGCAGGCGGCCCGCAAGGGAAGGGUGCUGUUCAUCGACGCGUCCGGGGAGUUCGAGGAGGGCAGCAACCAGAACCGCCUGCGCGACCAGGACAUCGACCACAUCGCCCGGACGUUCCACGCGUUCGCCGACGUCGAGAAGUACGCGCGGGUCGUGCCGCUCGCCGAGAUCGAGCAGAACGACUGGAACCUGAACAUCAGCCGCUAUGUGGAUACCUCCGAAGAGGAGGAGCGCAUCGACGUCGCGGAGGCGGUGCGGAAGCUCCGGAACUGGAGGGCGAACGGGCUGAGGCCGAGGCGACGAUGA
Molecule: messenger RNA, 501 nt
Organism: Geodia barretti
Lineage: Eukaryota; Metazoa; Porifera; Demospongiae; Tetractinellida; Geodiidae
Source: the annotation of a GenBank genome assembly